CACUUAUUCUCUCACUAUAUUGUAGUUUGGGAUCUCGUAGACUAGCAGAAUGUCUGAAGAAUCCGCUCCGCAGCAAUUCUCCUUUCCUAAGGAAGAAGAGAACAUCAUCGAGUUGUGGGAUGACCUCGAUGCCUUCCAGAGACAGUUGGAGUUGACCAAAGAUCUUCCACCAUUCGCUUUUUUUGAUGGACCUCCUUUCGCCACAGGUACUCCUCACUAUGGUCAUCUUUUGCAGUCAACUGUCAAGGACAUUAUUCCCCGUUACGCUUCCAUGAACGGUCAAUAUGUAGACAGAAGAUUUGGCUGGGACACCCAUGGGCUUCCUGUUGAACACGAAAUCGACAAAAAGCUUGGUAUCACAUCUAAAGAAGAUGUCUACGCUAUGGGAAUUGACAAGUACAACGACGAAUGUCGUGCCAUUGUUAUGAGAUACGCUGGUGAAUGGCGUAGAACUGUCAAGAGAAUGGGUAGAUGGAUCGAUAUGGACAAUGACUACAAGACAUUGUACCCAACUUUCAUGGAGUCUGUAUGGUGGGCAUUCCAGCAGUUGUUUGAGAAGAAUGCUGUCUACAGAGGAUUGAGAGUUAUGCCUUACUCGACCGCUUGUACGACUCCAUUGUCAAACUUUGAAGCUCAGCAGAACUAUAAAGAUGUCAACGAUCCUGCUGUCACUAUUGCUUUCCCCUUAUUGGAUGAUCCAGAGACCAGCUUGGUAGCAUGGACAACCACUCCUUGGACUUUGCCAGCCAACAUUGGUUUGGCUGUCAACCCCAACUUUGAAUACGUCAAGAUCUGGGAUGAGACCAAGAAGACCCACUAUAUUUUGUUGGAAAAGUUGCUCUCAACUUUGUACAAGAAGCCAGCUUCAGCCAAGUUCAAGAUCGUUGAAAAGAUUAAAGGUAAGGACUUGGUUGGUCUCAAGUACAAGCCAUUGUACGACAACUUCUAUGAAGAAUUCAAGGACCGUGGAUUCAGAGUUAUUGACGGUGAGUACGUUACUGAUGACUCUGGUACUGGAAUUGUUCACCAGGCACCUUCUUAUGGUGAAGAGGAUUUUUCUGUCGCUACCAAACACGGCAUUAUUGACGAAAACAGGCCUCCUCCAGACAUUGUCGACGACGCUGGUAAGAUGAACGGCAAGAUUCCCGAACUCAAGGGUCUUUACUUCAAGGAUGCAGACAAGGUUAUCAUCAAGAAGUUGACUGAAGACGGUAGAAUAUUGGUUAGUACUCAGGCUAAGCACUCGUACCCUUUCUGUUGGAGAUCAGACACUCCAUUGAUGUACAGAACUGUUCCAGCCUGGUUUGUCCGUGUAGGUGAAGUCAUUCCAGAUAUGUUGAAGAACGUAGAACAGACUAACUGGGUGCCCACGAACGUUAAAGAAAAGAGAUUCUCCAACUGGAUUGCCAAUGCCAGAGAUUGGAACAUCUCCAGAAACCGUUACUGGGGUACUCCAAUUCCAUUGUGGGUUUCUAGUGACUUCGAAGAAAUUGUAUGUGUAGGUUCUAUUGACGAAUUGAAGAAGUUGUCUGGUCGUGAUGAUAUCACCGAUAUCCAUCGUGAAAGCAUCGAUAGUAUCACAAUUCCAUCUAAACAGGGCAAGGGACAAUUGAAGAGAAUUGAAGAAGUGUUUGACUGUUGGUUUGAAUCUGGUUCUAUGCCUUAUGCUUCUAACCAUUAUCCAUUUGAAAACAAAGAGAAAUUCUUGAAAGCUUUUCCAGCCAACUUCAUUGCUGAAGGUUUGGACCAAACCAGAGGUUGGUUCUACACUUUGACGGUGUUAGGUACCCAUUUGUUCAAUACAGCUCCGUACAAGAACGUCAUUGUGACUGGUCUUGUGUUGGCUGCUGAUGGUAAGAAGAUGUCCAAGCGUUUGAAGAACUACCCUGACCCCAGCGAAGUUUUGAACAAAUAUGGUGCUGAUGCCUUGAGGUUGUACUUGAUCAACUCUCCAGUUGUUAAAGCAGAGACUUUGAAGUUUAAGGAAGAAGGUGUGAAAGAAGUUGUUUCGAGUGUUUUGUUGCCUUGGUUCAACUCAUACAAAUUCUUGAAGGAUGCUGUAGAUAUUUUCAAGAAGGACAAUGGUGUUGAUUUCAAGUACGACGAGAGCUUGGUCUCUACCAACGUCAUGGACAGGUGGAUGUUGGCUUCGAUUCAAUCGUUGAUUGAAUUCAUCCAUACGGAAAUGCAGGGUUACAGAUUGUACACGGUUGUACCUAGAUUGUUGUCGUUCAUUGACGAGUUGACCAACUGGUACAUUCGUUUCAACCGUCGUCGUAUCAAAGGUUACGGUGACAAUGAUGUUGACGACACAAAGAAAGGACUCAACACUUUGGCUGAAGCUUUGUUGACGUUGUCGAGAGCCAUGGCUCCAUUUACUCCUUAUUUGUCUGACAACAUUUUCCAAAGAAUCAAGGGCUACUUCAAGCCGGAAACUUUGGAAUCGUUUGCUGUUAACCCAGACGUCAAGGACAUCAGAUCGGUUCACUUUUUGUCUUACCCAAGCGUGAGAAAGGAGUACUUUGAUGAAGAAAUCGAAGUAGCCGUUUCGAGAAUGCAGAAGGUUAUUGAACUAGGCAGAAACAUCAGAGAAAAGAAGAUGAUCUCGUUGAAGACUCCUUUAUUGGAAUUGGUUGUUUUGCACUCUGACAAGAACUACUUGAAGGACGUGGAAUCCUUGAAGGACUACAUCACCGACGAGUUGAAUGUCAGAAAUAUUGUCAUCACUUCUGAUGAAGCCAAGUAUAACGUCGAAUACACAGCAGUUGCUGACUGGCCAGUCUUGGGUAAAAAGUUGAAGGGUGACGCCAAGAAGGUCAAAGCUGCAUUGCCGAACGUUACCUCAGCUGAAGUGCAAGACUUUGUUGAAUCUGGAAAGAUCACUGUUGAUGGAAUUGAUUUGGUAAGAGAAGACUUGCAAGUCCAGCGUGGUUUGCCAGAGUCCAAGACUGCUGAAGGAAAGGAAGCCAGAUCGCAAGGUGAUGUUUUGAUCAUUUUAGAUGUCAACAUGCACCCAGAAUUGCAGAACGAAGGUUUGGCCAGAGAAUUGAUCAACCGUAUCCAGAGAUUGCGUAAGAAGGCCGGCUUGAACACCACGGACGACGUCAAAGUUGAGUUCAAGCUCAUCAAGGACACUGUGGACUUCCAUUCGGUGUUGUUGAACAACGAAGAACUCUUGCUCAACUGUACCAAGAGACCUAUUCAUGCCUUCUCUGAAGUUGCUGAAGACAAGAUUAUCAUAGAUGAAGAACAAGCCAUCAACGAUACCACCUUUAACUUGAGAUUAUUGAAGAUCUAAAUUGUCUAGAAGUUGCCCUUUCAUGUUAUACGACCGUACAUAUAGAUCCUAUAUAUUAUUAUUGUUACAUUGUAUUUAGAAUUAAUACCGUUUAUAAAA
Messenger RNA from Scheffersomyces stipitis CBS 6054, 3397 nucleotides. RefSeq names its product isoleucine--tRNA ligase (gene ILS1). Gene Ontology annotation, molecular function: isoleucine-tRNA ligase activity; tRNA binding; ATP binding. The record is from RefSeq and is a predicted model, not a curated record. NCBI's taxonomy places the organism in Eukaryota, Fungi, Ascomycota, Pichiomycetes, Serinales, Debaryomycetaceae. The coding region runs from base 50 to 3298 and encodes 1082 amino acids. The transcript has a single exon. Gene Ontology annotation, biological process: isoleucyl-tRNA aminoacylation.